Messenger RNA from Bemisia tabaci, 1398 nucleotides. The record is from RefSeq and is a predicted model, not a curated record. Lineage: Eukaryota; Metazoa; Arthropoda; Insecta; Hemiptera; Aleyrodidae.
AUGAAAGUUCUCGUGACGAAAUAUACAAUGAGCAAAAGGAGUGCCUCGCCUCUGGGAAGUGAGGGCGCGUUGUACUGUCACCCGGGGAAGAAACGGGACUACGACGAGAAAGAGCUGCAAAAAAUCACGGUGAGGAUUCAACGGAGGAUCACUCCAGAGCGACAAUCUCUGGCUCUCGUCAGACGCAGCGUUUCCUGUCCGGAAAGGAUCGUCAUCCCCCGGAAACCAGGAGAGGGCUCGCGGCCUAUUUUUGAUCGAGUUGAGCUUUAUCAGAACUCCAAAGAUGAGACAUCUCGCAUUGUGGAUUGUCGACAAGUCGUUAAAGUUACAGACAAAAGCUGUAGCAAAAGCCGUAGUUCGUCAUUAUGUUCGGGCAAAUCUCUUGAGCGUAGAAAAAGAAAAGUUUCCAAUGAUGAGGAAGCAGUCUCCUCCUCCUCCUCGUCGACUCGAAACGAGAUUUCCAACCAUGAGGAUAAACAGUCAAAAACUAACCGAUCGAGAUCCAAGGAGGAUAGGUCCUCGAACUGUAGAGAAAAUAAGACAGCGACACACGAUGUAACUCCUAGUCGUGAACGAGAUACGACACGAGAGAGCAAAACCGCCACCAACAACAACAUGAUCCGUGAAAUGAGCAGCAGCAGCAACAACAACAACAUAACCCGUGAGAUGAUCAGCAGCAGCAACAACAACAAUAACACUCAUACCGUGAGGGAAAUAAUUGUUCCAUUGAUGCAUCAACUGAGGCCGGUGCAUCCGAUGCACCGAGGCCCUCCACCAGCACCGUUCUGCAUCAUGCCUCCACAUCGCCAGCCUCCGCCUUUAGGACCGCCACGAUUUUUUGGGCCACCGCCAUUCCGACGACCGCCCCUUCCUCCUCGUUUACGACCACCGCCAUACCACUUUGGAUAGAUGCGUAGCAUUCUUUGAUGAAUCCUCAACAAUUACCAAGUAUAGCUAAUCUAUUUGAUUCCUUUCCGAUUCAACGAGGAGUUACCAUCGGUCUUCUUACCAAAAGUCCGAUUAAUUGCUAAAAAUUACUAAUUAAUCGUAACGGAUUGGCAAUUUUACCAAAUCAGUUAAGCACGAUUGUGAAUUUGUGUCUGGUAGGUGCAAUACAGAGCAGACAAGAUUGUAACAACAUUUUAAGAGACAUCAGAUAAUAACAACUGCAGAUCAUCAUACUUCAUGAGACCAAGCAAAUCUUUUAGAAUACAACAACCUUUUUCUUUAAAAAAGAAAUAAAUAAAUUGAGAGAUAUAACAAUAAUUAUUACCUGUAAGUUGUCUUUUCAUCCCGGUUUUUCUUCAGUAAUUCCUUGUCCUUCGGCGAUGUACAUUUCGGAAAAAUUAUUUCCUUCUUCAGGCCACAAAAUUUUUUGACAAGCACUUUUACAUUGUG